This is a messenger RNA of Apodemus sylvaticus (European woodmouse), 4502 nucleotides long. It is a transcript of the gene Sema3g, whose product is annotated as semaphorin 3G. Gene Ontology annotation, molecular function: semaphorin receptor binding; chemorepellent activity. The coding region runs from base 53 to 2395 and encodes 780 amino acids. The transcript is spliced from 16 exons. Gene Ontology annotation, biological process: negative chemotaxis; positive regulation of cell migration; semaphorin-plexin signaling pathway. Lineage: Eukaryota; Metazoa; Chordata; Mammalia; Rodentia; Muridae. The record is from RefSeq and is a predicted model, not a curated record.
CAAACUACACCCAGCAGCAGGAUCAGAGGGCAGCUCAUUAUUUUCCCCCAGCAUGGCCCGCUCCGCUUGGGCCAUCUGCUGCCUCCUGGGGAGCCUUCUGUUCCACGUGGGCAGCCCCAGCCCUGGUCCCAGCCCCAGCGUGCCUCGUCUGCGGCUCUCCUACAGAGAUCUCCUGUCUGCCAACCGCUCUGCUGUCUUUCUGGGCCCACGGGGCUCCCUAGACCUCCAAGUCAUGUAUCUGGAUGAGUAUCGAGAUCGCCUCUUUCUGGGAGGCCGAGAUGCCCUUUACUCUCUGAGACUGGAUCAGGCAUGGCCAGAUCCCCGGGAGGUCUUGUGGCCACCACAGCCAGGACAGAAGGUGGAAUGCGUCCGAAAGGGAAAAGAUCCGUUGACGGAGUGUGCCAACUUUGUGCGGGUCUUACAACCUCAUAACCGGACCCAUGUGCUGGCCUGCGGCACGGGAGCCUUCCAGCCAAUCUGCACCUUCAUCACAGUGGGGCAUCGAGGGGAGCAUGUGCUCCACUUGGAUCCCAGCAGCGUGGAAAAUGGGAGGGGGCGUUGCCCACACGAGCCCAGUCGUCCCUUUGCCAGCACCUUUGUAGGUGGGGAGCUGUACACCGGCCUCACUGCUGAUUUCCUGGGACGUGAGGCCAUGAUUUUCCGGAGUGGGGGUCCCAGACCAGCUCUGCGUUCUGACUCUGACCAGAGCCUCCUACAUGACCCCCGGUUUGUGAUGGCUGCUCGGAUCCCAGAUAACUCUGACCGAGAUGAUGACAAGGUGUACUUCUUCUUCUCUGAGACUGUCCCGUCACCAGAUGGUGGCCCAGGUCAUGUCACCAUCAGCCGCGUGGGCCGCGUCUGUGUGAAUGACGCUGGCGGUCAGCGGGUCCUGGUAAACAAAUGGAGCACCUUCCUCAAGGCCAGGCUGGUAUGCUCUGUGCCUGGCCCGGGUGGGGCCGAGACUCACUUUGACCAGCUGGAGGAUGUGUUCCUGCUGUGGCCCAAGGCAGGGAAGAACCUUGAGGUGUAUGCGCUGUUCAGCACCGUCAGUGCUGUGUUCCAGGGCUUUGCCGUCUGCGUGUACCACAUGGUAGACAUCUGGGAGGUCUUCAAUGGGCCCUUUGCCCACCGAGAUGGCCCUCAGCAUCAGUGGGGACCCUAUGGGGGCAAGGUGCCCUUCCCCCGCCCUGGUGUGUGUCCUAGCAAGAUGACCGCACAGCCAGGCCGACCCUUUGGCAGCACCAAGGACUACCCGGAUGAGGUGCUGCAGUUUGUCCGAGCCCACCCACUCAUGUACCAGCCUGUGAGGCCUCGGCGUGGCCGCCCUGUCCUGGUCAAAACUCACUUGACUCAGCAACUGCGCCAGAUUGUGGUGGACCGAGUAGAGGCUGAGGAUGGGACCUAUGAUGUCAUCUUCCUAGGGACUGAUUCAGGUUCUGUGCUCAAAGUCAUUGCCCUCCAGGGGAGUGGCUUGACUGAACCUGAAGAAGUAGUUCUGGAGGAGCUCCAGGUCUUUAAGGUGCCAACGCCCAUCACUGAGAUGGAGAUCUCUGUCAAAAGGCAAACACUGUAUGUGGGCUCUCCACUGGGCGUGGCCCGGCUGCAGCUGCACCAGUGUGAGACUUACGGCAGUGCCUGUGCUGAGUGCUGCCUGGCCCGGGACCCAUACUGUGCUUGGGACGGCUCUUCCUGUGCCCGCUACCGCCCCAGCUCCGGCAAGCGCAGGUUCCGUCGGCAGGACAUACGACAUGGCAACCCUGCCGUGCAGUGUCUGGGCCAGGGCCAGAGCCAAAACAAAGAAGCUUCGGGACUAGUGACCAGAGUCUUUGGCACAGAGCACAACAGUACCUUCCUUGAGUGCCUGCCCAAGUCUCCUCAGGCUGCAGUGCGCUGGUUCUUACAAAGGCCAGGGGAUAAGGGGAGCGACCAGGUGAAGACGGAUGAACGAGUUGUGCAGACGGCCCAGGGGCUGCUGUUCCGAAGGCUCGGCCGCCUUGAUGCAGGAAACUACACUUGCACCACUCUGGAGCACGGCUUCUCCCAGACUGUGGUUCGUUUUGCCCUGGAGGUGAUUGCGGCUGUGCAGCUGGACAGUCUGCUCCUUCGCGAGCCAAAGCUAGAGGUGCCCUCAGCCUGGGGAAGCCCGGCCUCUGCCUCACCCAAGACUUGGUAUAAGGACAUCCUUCAGCUCACUGGUUUCGCCAACCUGCCCCGCGUGGAUGAGUACUGUGAACGUGUGUGGUGCAGGGGCGUCGGGGAGCGCUCGGGCUCCUUCCACGGAAAGGGAAAGCAGGCGAAGGGCAAGAGCUGGGCGGGGCUCGAGACGGGCAAGAAGAUGAAGAGCAGGGUGCAGGCCGAGCACAAUCGGACACCCCGGGAGGUAGAAGCCACUUAGAAGAUGGUUGAGAAGGGGGUGGUCGGGCUGGGCCGGGGGACUCAACAGUAUCUCUCUCCCACCCAGCUAGGAAAGAGGAGUCCGGGACACCCGGUAACCUAUUAGAGGAAAUCUCUACCACCUACAGGAAAGACUGGGGGCUGGUGGGAGGGGCCUUGACCUCAGCCUAGCCCCGCCUUUCUCCGUGUUCUCAGUCCCAGGCUGGUGCUGGCACCUCCGGACCACUUGUAGUCCCAAGGGGCCUGCUGUUUGUUCUCAGAGAUGGUGUGGCUUCCGGAGCACACUUCCGGUUGUGCCCAGAGGCAAGUUGGGUGGGUCUUUCCCAGCUGGCUGAACAAUGGCCAUUCUGAGCGACCCUCGGAGUGGGUGUCUGGGUGGCGCUGAGGGGGUAUAUUGUCAGUCCACCAGAAGAGUGGAAGGUAGAUUCCUAAGGUAACCCCUGAUAUGAAACGCUUGCCCCAGCAGAGGUGUGAGAGAAGGUGGAGGCGCUGAGGAGCUGGGGCUGCUCCAUGCGUCUCAGCCCACCACCGCCUCAUACUCACUCACAGGCAAGACUUGCUGGAAGCUGGAGGUUGCCUGGGCCUGGCGUCCUUUUUAAACCGGGAAGAGUUGUCUCACAAUAUGAUACCCUUCCCCAGGUCCCAAAUUGUCAGGCCAGGCUUGCUGGGGUGCCUGCAUCUCACUAUCAGAGCUUCUUCCUGAGGACCAGGGGAAGGCUCUGUGGACCAAAGAGAGGAAGAAGAGGGCUGGAAGGGUAGGGGUGGGAAGCAUGGGCGACCUUCCUAAAGGUGAGGCCGGCACGCUCAGGCCUGUGAGGCUAGCAGUGGUCCCUGAAAACUGCAGCCAGUGGUUGGGACCUGCGUCCUGGGCUUUGUCUAGAGCUACAAGGAACUAGAGAGAGGUGGGUCCAUGGGUUCGUGAGCAGGCGUCCUCAAGAAUGAAAGUGACAUCGGUUGGUUCAGGAGCCACUGGGCAGACCUGCUAUUUCCAACCCUGGAGUCUCUAUUGAGAAUUGUCAUGGGAGUUCGUUUACAAGAUUCCCAUGUGUUUUGUGGUACUUGGGAUCAAAUCUAGGGGCCUCACGCAUGCUAGAUAAAUGCUCCACCACUGAGCUAAAGCCCAGCGCUCGCUCUCUCUCUCUCUCUCUCUCUCUCUCUCUGGGAGAAUGCGAAGUAGAAAGCUGGCAUGGUAAAUCCUGCUGCUCUGGGGGAUGGGGGAUGGGGCUGAGUGACAAGGGUUCAUCUGGCAGGGCCUGGGGGAGGGGCUUAGCCAUCGGUAGUUCCUGCAGCUGGGGAGCAGCAGAGAGGGAGGGGGAGGAGGACAAUUAAAUGAAAAGUUAUCCCCAGCCUGAGGGUGAAGAAGUUAGUGACGCACAAGAUGGACGUCUGUGCUCUCUCCUUUGAAAAGGGGGAAAAAAAGGGUGGAGCGGGGGUGGGGGAGACGAAAGAGUAAGAAGGAGCUUUGUGUGGGACAGAAGUUCAAACCCAAGGGCCUUGGGUUUUUUUCCCCUGCCCUGGCACCCCAGGGUGCUGAGAUCUGAACUUGCACCCUCUGCUUAUCUGGCAAACAGAAGCCCUGAAAUCCACCUGUGGAAACCCAAAUUCCUUCCUCUUGUGGCUGUGGUCCCUUGGGAUACUGGUGGAUGAAGGAAGGGGAGAGAGGAGUGGGUAAAAGCUAGAGAGGCGAUGGGGAGACAGAGGAGAGGAAAGGGGUGGAGGAGACCCUGAGAAGACACAUGGUGGCAACCUAGACCCCCAGUGGCAUUUGGACUGAGUCUGGCUUUGGCAAGCUCUGGGCAGGGUCCUCUAGGGAGAUGGCUCUGGAAAACACGGGAGAAGGGACUCAAUAUCCUAAACAAUGUAUCCCUGUACUUGGGAACAUAGGACAGCUCUUGCCCACUGCGGCCUUCCCCACGGUACUGUACUAUGAGCAUCCUGAAAAGGCCCAUAGGUGUGAACUGUAUCUGUGUUACCAUUUCAAAAUGGGCCUCUCGGCCUCUCGGUCUUCCAAGCAUACUUUAUUGAAAUUGCUGUUGAUAUUUGUUAUCGUGCUGCCCUUGAGUUCUGACGAGAAAAGCAGAGCCUAUAAAGAAAGGGAUGAAGAACUA